AAAGCGUACUAAAAGCGAGGGUUUAAAUCGCUAAGGGAGCAAAUAACAGACUUUCAUGCGCGGGAAGUUAAGAGCUCGCGCUGCUGCGUGACGUAGAGCAUCAUUCUUCCUAGCAGCUUUGAUAACAGCCUCGUCUCUCCAUCACUAAUGUCCGCUGCUGCUGGAGACACAGAUACCAUGAACCGAUCGUUAACGACACAUCUAAGGGCGUUUAUACUCGGUUUACAUAUUUAGCAGUUUGUGUGUGUGUGUGUGUUUAUGCUCGGAAACCUGACGCGUCAUAGCUCGCUCUGCACCAGCCGAGGCAGGCGGUGGUGCUGAGGAGUCUCUGUCGACUGAGAAGGGACUGAGCAAAGCCUGUGUGGAUGUUGGCCGGGUUCAGGAGCGCGGCAGGAUGGCGUCCACAGGCACGCAGAUCUUCGCCUUCGUGCUGGCAUUGCUAGGCAUCCUCGGUGCCACGGUGGCCACGUUACUCCCCAACUGGAAGGUGAGCGCGGAUGUUGGUUCGAACAUCAUCACAGCCAUUUCGCAGAUGCAGGGUCUGUGGAUGGACUGCACCUGGUACAGCACUGGCAUGUUCAGCUGUACGCUUAAAUACUCAGUGCUGGCGCUGCCCGCGUACCUGCAGACGGCACGCACCACCAUGGUGCUUUCAUGCGUGUUGGCAGCUCUGGGGUUGUGUUUGGCCUCUCUGGGUUUGAAGUGCACUCGGUGGGGUGGCGGACGCCGUGCUAAACGCCACGCCGCCAUGGCGGCCGGCUCAUGCUUUCUGGCCUCGGGCUUCCUCUGCCUCGUCCCUGCCUCCUGGUACACGAAUGAGGUUAUAGUCAGUUUCCUAGACGCCAAUGUGCCGGAAAGCAACAAGUUUGAGCCGGGCGGUGCCGUCUACGUAGCCUUCAUCUCGUCUGGUUUCCUUUUCGUGGGGGGAUCCAUUUUCUGUCUGUCCUGCUCGGGUAAGCGACAUGGCCCACAGGAUUUGAUACUUCUCCCUCCAGACAAACUCCUCAUGCAGCAGCAACAGCAACUUCUGCAACAACAGCAGCAACAGGAGCAGCUCCAGCACCAGUACUGUUCUCUCUCACCGCUGGAUAACAAGACUGGAUACAGCCUGCAGGACUAUGUGUAAGAGACCGACCGUUCAAGAGCAAGACAAGUGCGAUGCACUGCCACUCCACCUCUUGGCUCUUGUGAUUACAAAAUGAAAGGGCGAGAGAGACCCUUUUCCUUUCCUUUCCACCGCUUUCCUUUUUAAGAUCAGCAAGCACAAAUGGUGGAAGUAUUCCCUGAAGUGUCGUCUCGAAACGGACAGAUUGUGAAUACUGAGGGGCGAGUGGCAGAAACGCUGCAGUAGCACAUGAAACCAGUGUGAAAGACUGAGCAAGAUGAUAAUAAAUGCACAUAUCCAGCACCACAGUAAAUCUUAUUAAAGUGUUCCUCUGGGAAAGGAUUAGCAACAAGGAAAUGUUUAUGCUACUUAUAAAUCCCCAACUCCCCCCUUCCCAAAGAUCUGAACUCAGAAGCAAUCGUUUAGCUGCUAACAAUCGUUUGGUAACCUCUGUUUAAAAGUAAGAUGGCAAUAUGUCUCUAAGAGGCAAUAGUAUGGGAGAGCCCGUUUGGGAGAUUCUUUGCUUUUCUUUUUACUUGAGUAAUGGUUGUGUUAAUGAAAUCUCUUGUCUUAUUUUGGUAGCUGAUAGGAUGAUUGAUAUUCUGCCUAAGCAUGCUUUCUGGAGCCUGUGCAUAAUGCAGUGGAAUGCCUGAUGUAGACUGAAUUGUAGCCAUAUAGCCUGUGCCUAAAGAGCUGUAGUUCAUAAACCGCCGAAACUGUUUGGAGACGGUGGGAGGAGAGAGUUGCUGGGUCAGGCAUGUUUGGGAUACCCAUAUGGAGGCUGAGAGGAGACUGGCCCUUCUUACGUCAAAUGGACAAUGUAAUGUUGUUUUGUUGAACAUUUUAAUACUUUGCCCCAAACAAAAGCAAGCUGCCUUCAGCUCAGCGCAUGCUGUUUGCCAUUCCAUCACACACACACAUUCAUACACACACAGUGCUGCAUGUGUGCUUUUUACUCAUGCUGCUACUCACUGCCAUGGAAAUGGGAUUUUACCCCUAAAUAUGUGUAUUGUCUAGGGGUCGUAUCUCUCUGCACACUCGGAGACGCCUGGAGGCUGUCAUGAAUCUCUCCAGAUAACAGCGGGGGGGGGUGGGGGGGGUCCUAAAGACAAAGCCUCUGCAACACACACUCUCUCUCUUAGACGGGAGGAUCCCUGUCCUGCUGACCAACUCCAGUGUAAUCUGUAGACAAUAUGUGCAGCAGUUCUGUCUUAGAGACAAACAUCAACAAAAGCAAAGACGAGAUUGAGUUUCAGUAAUUGGCAGCUCUUUCAUGGCACCUGAUGAGUCUGCAAUAUGGUUAUGUCCACUCUCAAUUGCCAAAUGACGUCUCCUUGUCUUACAGCCACACGUCUCCAAAUGCCUCAGCAGUGGAUCUGCUGACAGAUUGUGCCCUAUAAGGGGGGGUCUUUAAAUCGCCUUAAAGCAAUAUUUCGGGUUAUUCUUAAUGUCUAUGGACAUCAUCUGUGGCAUGCUGUCAAUUACCACAUAAAGGGAAACAGUUAUACAUUUAAAGUAGUUUAUUUUUUUUAUUUCUGUCUUCCAGUGUUAUUACUGUACAAGUGUAAAAGCAUUUCUCAUUAGUUUUCACAGACUUGAAAAUACCAAUGACUGCUAGCCACCAAUGCAGUUUUAUAUAUAUAUAUAUAUAUAUAUAUAUAUAUACACACUAGUCAAACAUUUUUUGGUGAACAAACAGCAUGGCACAAAUGCUGCCCAUAGACCUCAAACUUCACGAUCAUACUCGACCUCCCUUGAUGCCAUCCCGUUCUUCCUGAGCGCUUACAGUAUGGAUGCCGCCGGAACAGUUGCAUGCCAUGUGCCAGUUUGCCAAUGCAUGUACACACAAACCCCUCCCCCCAUAAGCAUGCAAAAUAACUUGUGCCAAGAGUUGAGUAAGAGUGUGUGUGUGUGAG
Messenger RNA from Pimephales promelas (fathead minnow), 3021 nucleotides. RefSeq names its product claudin-20. Gene Ontology annotation, cellular component: bicellular tight junction; membrane. The record is from RefSeq and is a predicted model, not a curated record. Gene Ontology annotation, molecular function: structural molecule activity. NCBI's taxonomy places the organism in Eukaryota, Metazoa, Chordata, Actinopteri, Cypriniformes, Leuciscidae.